AAAGAAGGCAUGGAGUAUUUAUAGCUCAUGAGCAUCCACCGUUAUAUACCAGAGGGGAAAGGGGUCAGGACAUCUAGCCAUUGUUUUGUGUACUGCUCCAUCAUAAGGCAGCGAGGGCAACUGCUUGGUUCUCAUCCAGCUACAACUAAACAUGUCCCCUAAAAAAGCCAAGAAGAGAGCAGCAGAAGGAGCGAGCUCCAAUGUGUUCUCCAUGUUUGAGCAGACCCAGAUCCAGGAGUUUAAAGAGGCUUUCACCAUCAUGGAUCAAAACAGAGACGGCUUCAUUGACAAGAAUGACCUGAGGGACACUUUUGCAGCUUUAGGUCGUCUGAACGUCAAACAGGAAGAGAUUGACGAUAUGCUGAAGGAGGCUCCAGGUCCCGUCAACUUUACAGUCUUUCUCACCAUGUUUGGAGAGAAACUAAAAGGCGCUGACCCAGAGGAAACCAUCCUGAAUGCUUUCAAAGUCUUUGACCCAGAGGGGACAGGGACGCUAAAGAAAGAUUAUGUGACAGAGAUGCUGACGACCCAGGCGGACAGAUUCUCAGCUGAAGAGAUGGAACAGAUGUUUACAGCGUUUCCUCCAGAUGUAGCAGGAAACCUGGACUACAAGAACCUGGUGCACAUCAUCACACACGGUGAAGAGAAAGAUCAGGAAUAGAUGCUGCCGGCCGACCGGAUCCUGCUUGUAUCCGGAUACUUCAGCGCAUAAACCAAAGUCUGAAUAAAAAGAUAAAAAAGAAA
This is a messenger RNA of Cyprinodon tularosa, 744 nucleotides long. Its product is annotated as myosin regulatory light chain 2, ventricular/cardiac muscle isoform. The transcript is spliced from 7 exons. Gene Ontology annotation, biological process: cardiac muscle contraction; heart development; muscle cell fate specification. Lineage: Eukaryota; Metazoa; Chordata; Actinopteri; Cyprinodontiformes; Cyprinodontidae. Gene Ontology annotation, molecular function: calcium ion binding. The record is from RefSeq and is a predicted model, not a curated record. Gene Ontology annotation, cellular component: myofibril; cytoplasm. The coding region runs from base 152 to 661 and encodes 169 amino acids.